CCAUCUACCUUCACAAAUUCCAGUAAGUUUUACUAUAUAUAUUUUCUAAACACACUCAUUAGCAACAUAUUUAGAAGUUAGGACUUAUCCUUUAAACUAAGGGCUCCCAUUUUGGAUUAAGAAAAAAAACAAAGGUGGGGGAAGAAAAAUACAGACAGAAAAAAAGUGACUCACUCUUCUCCUACAAAAACCUCAUUUACAUGCUUGCAUGAAAUAAUGGAGUUCUUCAUACAAAGCCUUUAGCUAACCCCAUCUCUCCAUCUACUAAUUAACCCACAGGAUGCCGGCGAGGGCGAUGAUGGCGGCGGACCAAGCCUGGGCGGUGUGGCGAAGGCGCCUUGGCUCUGCAUUCCGGACGGCUCUGGCAUGCGCCAUGGUGGGGUGUAUCACCCUCUAUGGCCCAUCUUCUCUUCAAAAUCAGCUAGCAUUUCCAGCUUUUUCCUAUGUCACGGCUGUAAUAAUCGUGUCGGACGCGACACUGGGCGACUCCGUAAGAGGCUGUUGGCAUGCCCUGUAUGCUACGGUCCAGGUAGUGCCCCCCUCCAUGUUGAGCCUAUGGGUGCUGGGGCCGGCCCGGUUCUCAUCGGUUGGGUUGGCGGCGAUAAUGGUGGCGCUCAGCGCUUUUGCGGUGGCGCUGCCGGAGUCCACUCACUUGAUGGCCAAAAGAAUUGCUUUUGGACAGAUUGUGAUUGUGUAUGUGGGCGCUGUGAUUCAUGGAGACCAAACAGGAGCUGUGAUGCACCCACUUCAUGUUGCCUCGAGUACUGCUCUUGGGGCCUUUGCUUCUGUUCUUGCUUUGCUGCUUCCAUAUCCUAGGCUGGCCUGCUGCGAGGUAAGAAAACUAUGCAGAUUAUAUGCUGAAAAUGCUUCAGAGAGGAUUAAUCUCUUUAUGAAAGCCUUCUGUGCCCAAGACAACCCAACUGCAGUUGAGACAAUUUCUCAGGCCAAGCCCUUAGCUGAAACUGGAACCAAGUUUCUUCAAAGCAUCAAACUCAUACAGGAAGGUGUAAUGUGGGAAAGACCAAAUAUCAGACUCUUGAAACCGGGUUCCUUAAACCCGGGAGAAAGACUGCAAGAGAUGGAAAUGCCGAUAAGAGGUAUGGAAAUUGCCCUAACUUCUCCUUCAUUUCCUGUCUGUAUUACAAAUCAGGAGCUCAGUGAGAUCUUGUUAAGAGUGGAGUUGCAAAUUAGCCUAAAACUAGAACAAGCCAAGCGCUUUCCGCUUUUAGAAACAACAACAGCUCCAGAGAUGAAGGGGGAAUCUUUAGACCAGUUCCUCCAGUAUCUUAAAAUCAAUUCCGCAACACAAAAAUGCCUACCAGCUUUUUUCUUCUUGUUCUGUUUAAAACUCCUCCAAGAUGAUUCAACAAUCACUCAAAAUAUUCAGCCUGUCAUAGAUAGCAGUCAGAAACCCAAGACCGAAGAAUCAAGAGAUUCACAAGAACAAGCCAAAUACAGCUCCAAAAGAAUCUGCACUAACUGGCACUGGAUUCCAAGGAAUGAAACACUUGUGUUUGCAUUCAAGUGUUCGCUUUCUUUGGGUCUUGCUGUGCUAUUUGGUUUGUUAUUUAACAAAGAAAAUGGGUAUUGGUCGGGGCUUACAAUUGCCAUCAGCUUUGCAACAGGAAGACAAGCAACAUUUACAGUUGCAAAUGCUCGAGCACAAGGGACAGCAAUGGGAUCGGUGUAUGGAGUCGUGGGUUGCUUCAUUUUCCAAAGAUUUUCCGACAUAAGGUUCUUACCUCUUCUCCCUUGGAUAAUUUUUACCAGUUUUCUAAGGCACAGCAGUAUGUAUGGUCAAGCCGGUGGGAUUUCAGCAGUUAUAGGAGCGUUACUGAUCCUAGGACGGAAGGGUUAUGGGUCUCCUGGUGAAUUUGCCAUCGCUAGACUCACGGAGGCUUUCAUCGGAUUAUUUUGUUUCAUCAUGGUAGAGCUUCUCUUGCAACCCACCAGAGCAGUAAAUCUGGCCAAGAGUCAACUCUCACAGACCUUGGGUACGCUCCGAGAAUGCAUCGAGGAAGUAGUUCUCUGUUCCAGACAGAAGGAAAUGCCAACCUCAAUAUUUCAGGCAUUGAGAGAAAAGCAAAAUAGGUUAAAAGCUCAUAUCACUGAAUUAGAGUUAUUCACAGGACAAGCCGAGUUGGAGCCUGAUUUCUGGUUCUUGCCUUUUCGUGUUGCUUGUUACAGUAAACUCCUGAGGUCUUUAUCAAAGAUGGCAGAUCUCCUGCACUUUAUGAACUACAGUAUGGAGCUCCUCCUACAAGCCUCACAGAGAUGUGGGCCAGCUUGGAUGGAGAUCCAAGAGCACAUGACCACUGAUCUAGACAUUUUCAGGAAGAACGUUGCGUCUUCACUAAAAUGCCUGGAAAAGAUCGCUUUGAUCAAGUCUCUAACUGUCUUUGAAAAAGAAUUUCAAGACAAGAAAAUAAAUCACAACCUUGAGUUGGGAAAAGCACUAAAAGCAAAUGUAUGCAUUUUGAGUACAGAUGAGGAAGAGGAGAAGAUACUAAAUUCUUUCCUUCAACAUUCAACGGAAGUGACUGAUCAAAUACAUUCUAACCAAAUUGAGGAGGAGCCAAAGAGCCAAAUGGUUCUUUGUUUGAGUGCCUUGGGGUUUUGCAUCAGUGGUUUGAUGAGAGAAAUGAAGGACAUUGAGAGAGAAAUAAGAGAACUGAUUCGAUGGGAUAACCCUACAUGCUGCAUAAAUUUCUAUGAAAUUUGCCAUAAGAUUGAUUCUUUGUAAAUAAAUCUACCACCGCAUAUUAUCAAUAGAAGGUGUGGGUCUGGUAGCGACAAAUGACAAUAGCAUCACCAUGUGUAAGAGAUUGCUAAGGAAUAACCAAAAAAAAUAUUGUGGCCAACUGUAACUAUUAACAUUACUAAUCCAGAUUUAAGAUAGGAUUGCAAUGUUUAAGAUUAUAACAAAAA
Cornus florida is the source of this 2928-nucleotide messenger RNA. RefSeq lists its product as uncharacterized. The coding region runs from base 281 to 2743 and encodes 820 amino acids. Lineage: Eukaryota; Viridiplantae; Streptophyta; Magnoliopsida; Cornales; Cornaceae. Gene Ontology annotation, cellular component: plasma membrane. The transcript is spliced from 3 exons. Gene Ontology annotation, biological process: transmembrane transport. The record is from RefSeq and is a predicted model, not a curated record. Gene Ontology annotation, molecular function: transmembrane transporter activity.